This is a messenger RNA of Durusdinium trenchii, 1811 nucleotides long. The record is from the annotation of a GenBank genome assembly. Lineage: Eukaryota; Dinophyceae; Suessiales; Symbiodiniaceae.
UGGCUCAAAGGGAAUGCUUUCCCCUGUCCUGAGGCACGUGAUCAAGGGCGACAUUUGUGCUUCAAGAUGGCAGAGGAUGAAUAUGUUACGGCCACCCAAGAGACGAUCGGGACUCUCAUCACGAAGCCCAAAAUGACUGAGAAGUACUUGAAAAAGCCUCCAUUCAGGUUUCUUCAUGAUAUCGUGAUGGAAGUCACCAAGAAGACAACCUUCGGGCAAGGUCUUUUCAGCCCAGAGGAAUGCGAUGCAGCCAAUCUCUCCGAUAAGACGGCUAAGCUGGACUUCCUCAACAAAGCCAUCAGCGUCACAUGCUUCGCGCUGGGGGAGACGAUUGAUGUCUCAGCCAACAAAAUUGUGGCCGGUCUAGAGCCGGAGAAGACCAACGCGUGGCUACAGAGGCUGCAUGCGGCAGCGACCACCUGCGCCGGAGAGAAGUCCGAUGCAGCAGUGGCACGGGUCCAAAGCGGGGAGCUGAUUGGAGCGUCGAAGGAGAAGAAAAAGAAACCCAAGGAAGAAGGAGCAGCCGCUCCUCCUCCACCACCUGCAGAAGCUGAAGCCGCUCCUGCUGAUGAGGAAGCCAAGAAGAAGGAAGAAAGGAGGAAGAAACGGGAAGAGGAGAAGAAGCGCCAGGAAGCGGAGGCAGCUGCUGCUGCUGCCGCGGCAGAGGAGCCUGCAGCGCCGCAGGCUCCCCCGCCGCCAGAUGAAGAGGAAGAGCGAAAGAAGGAGGAGAAGCGCAGAAAGGACGAGGAGCGCCGCCGGCGAAAGGAGGAAGAAAAGCGGCGCCAGGAGGAAGAGGAGCAGCGCCGUGCCGAAGAGGCCGCGGCAGAGGAGCAGCGUCGCGCCGAGGAAGCCGCGGCGGCGGAGGCGGCGCCAGGGACGGCGGAGGAGUUUCAGGAGGCGCCGCCCGUGCCACCGGGCACCAUGUCCGAGGGCCCCUACUCCACCACCGACGAGAUUGCGCAGCGCGCGCAGGACGCGCUGGCGCAGCGGGCGCAGGACACCGGGCGCCCACGGACCGCAGGGCGGAAGCCGCCGAAGGUCACGUCGAAGGUCACGACCACCGAACAGUCCACGGCGCCGUCCAACGUGGCAGCACCAGUGGUCAUUGCCGAAGGGACGCAAGGGGACGAUGAUCAGGAGGAUAUGUUCGAGACGGGUGGCGUGCAGCCAGGGGCACCACCUCCUCCACCCCCUCCUGUGGAUGAUGGGGGCCAGCAUGGGGCGCUGGUGAGUGACUUGUUGGCGGAGAAGAAGAGGGAGGAGGAGCGUGAAAACCGAGACCGUGAGAGGUUGAAGAAGGAGGAGGAAGAGACGAGAGAGGAGUUUGACGACGGCAAGGGCAUCAAGAUGAAGCUCCGAAGAAAGAAGGACACAGGCAGUAGCCUGGCCGAGGUAGACCCGGUGAAGCUGGGCGAGAACAUCCAGAGCUUGUGUCAAGCAGCCAACCCCCUGGGCAAGUCGAUUGACUUGGUGCACCAGGAUAUCGCCAACAUGGGCAAAGAGUUGGACCAUUGGAAGCAGGCCUAUCGCGAGGCCAGCGACGCUUACACCAGGCAGCUGAAGAUGACCGAGGAUCAGCUACAACCUCUCUAUCAACAGAUAGCAGAGCUGGAUGACAAGAUUGCGGAACAGAGGUCGAAGAUCCGGAAUAGCAGGUCCAGGAUCUCCAAGAACGAUCAGAAAGUUCAGCAGUUGCUGGAGUCGGUGGUCAUGGUGCGGUGAAGGUCAUGCGGCCCGAGGAGCAUGUACAGUGAAGACCCUCGGGACCCAGGGCCGUUAUGGUGAUCUCAAAAAGGGACAGUGAAGAAGAC